AUGCUGGAGGAAAGCAGUGUCGUGGAUAUCGGCAAAGUUCUACUCGAUUGUGACCAAGUUGCACACCCGUGUGGUAGUUUCGAUGCCAUCCCAGGCAGUCUUGCAUUCCGGAUGGAACACUCUACCACCUUUCGUUGGCGCGACGAGUUAUCCUACGUCCUUCCACCUCCCGAAGCACUAGAUAUGCUCUCGGACAGUUAUUUCAACUCGGUCAACUGGUUUAUGCUGGCAAUCGACGAGCCCAAAUUCCGAGCACGGUCGACCCGAGUGCUGGCAAAUGAGUAUGUGAGCACGGCUGAUCGCAAUUUUAUUUUCUUGAUGUCUUUGGUCUGGGGUCUUGGGGCCCAUUAUCUGUGGACCAGCCCUGCAACAUCUUCCAACAUGCCAGUUCCCACCUCGUUGAUUGCAGAGAUGAUGAAAGUGCUCGAUGUUGCAUAUUUAAGAAUAACGGCGAGCCCGACUCUGGAGACUGUUCAAAUUGCAAUUUUGUGGGGAAGCUUUCACUUGUUCAACGGCUUGCCAUAUCUCGGCUUUACUAUCAUUGGAAGCGCCGUUCGAUGUGCCCAAGCCAUCGGCCUUCAUCGUCAACAGCGUACUAGCAGCACAGAAGAGUCUUGCUUGGUUUGGUGGGCCGUGGAAAUCGGUGAUAAGUUUGUUCCCGAUCAUGCCUCAAGUGUUUGUUAA
Molecule: messenger RNA, 684 nt
Organism: Exophiala spinifera
Lineage: Eukaryota; Fungi; Ascomycota; Eurotiomycetes; Chaetothyriales; Herpotrichiellaceae
Exons: 3
Coding region: 1-684 (227 amino acids)
Biological process (GO): DNA-templated transcription
Molecular function (GO): DNA binding; zinc ion binding
Source: RefSeq, a predicted model, not a curated record